Hemicordylus capensis (graceful crag lizard) is the source of this 1575-nucleotide messenger RNA. Its product is annotated as IgGFc-binding protein-like. Lineage: Eukaryota; Metazoa; Chordata; Lepidosauria; Squamata; Cordylidae. The record is from RefSeq and is a predicted model, not a curated record. The transcript is spliced from 5 exons. The coding region runs from base 1 to 1575 and encodes 524 amino acids.
AUGACAUAUGAUCCGGGCAGCUGUGUUAAGGAUGUGUUUGAGUCCUUCACCUUGGCUAAGUGCUGGGCUUCAGCACUGGGCUCAUUAUCUUGUCCUGAGAAUAGUCACUAUGAGGCCUGUGGAAAUGCCUGCCCAGCAACCUGCUCUGACCAGAUGGCACCCUCCACAUGUGACGACACCUGUGCAGAGGUCUGCCAGUGUGACGAGGGCUACGUCCUGAGUGCCGAGAAGUGCGUCCCAGUGGAGACCUGCAACUGCACCUACAAUGGCAUGACCUACAAGGCAGGCGAGGAGUUCUGGGCUGGUGAAGGCUGCCAUUCCCGCUGCAUGUGUGACCCCAGACUAGGCACUGUGUGCAAAGAUUAUUCCUGCAAGGCCAAUGAAGCAUGCAUUGUGUUCAGAGGAGUCCGGCAGUGUCGUGCUGUCAGCUACUCCACCUGCAUAGGAACUGGAGACCCUCACUAUACCUCCUUUGAUGGGAGGAAGUAUGACUUCAUGGGCACCUGUGUGUAUCAGAUGGCAGCAGUCUGCUCCGAGGACCCCACUCUCACCCCCUUUUCAGUCAACGUGGAGAACAACAACCGCGGCAGUAAAAAGGUGUCCUUCACCAAAGUGGUGACUCUGGAGGUCUACAACAUGACCAUCAGCCUGAGCCAAGAGUAUCCACAGAAGGUCCAGGUCAACGGGGUUUUUGUGGAGCUUCCAUUCUCCUAUGAAAAUAAACUGAAAGUCUACACCAGUGGAGUCCAUGGCUUCAUCAAAACAGACUUUGACCUGAGAGUCAGCUUUGAUUGGUACAGCUAUGCCAGGGUCAUUAUACCCAACACUUAUGCCAAUGCUGUCUGUGGACUUUGUGGCAAUGCCAAUCAGGAUCCCAGCGAUGACUUUGCCAUGCAGAAUGGAAUUCAGGCAAGGAGUGAGACUGAAUUUGGAGAUAGCUGGAAGGUGAAGGAGGUUCCCGGGUGCUCAGCAGGAUGCACGAGUGACUGCACUGUGUGCCCAGCAUCAGAGAAGCAAAUCUACAGGAGUGACCAGUACUGUGGGAUCCUCAUCAGAAAGGAUGGACCAUUCAGGCAGUGCCAGGAGGCCAUUGACCCAACCAGCUACUACGAUGACUGUGUCUUUGACACCUGCCAGUACAGAGGACACCACGGUACCUUGUGCAGCGCCAUCGGUGCCUAUGUGACAGCCUGCCAAGCAAAAGGCAUCCCGAUUGGGAAAUGGAGAUCAGAGUCCUUCUGCAAACUUCCCUGUCCAUAUGGCUCCCACUAUGACCUCUGCGGAACCGGCUGCCCUGCCACCUGCCAGAGCUCCCCCUCUCCAAAAAGGUGUGAGGCUCCCUGUACCGAAGGCUGCUUCUGUGACCCUGGAUUCAUCCGCAGUGGGUCCCAGUGCGUCCCUCUUGCAGAGUGUGGCUGUGAGCACCAGGGCAGAUACUACAAGAAGGGAGAGGAGUUCUUCCCCAGCAGCUCCUGCGAACAGAAGUGCCAGUGCUUGGGCAAACGCACCAUUGACUGCCAGCCCUUCUCCUGUGAAGCACAUGAAGAGUGCAGGGCUCCUGCACUUACACUCUAG